AUGUGGGUCCUUUUAUGGAUCUUAUCUCUUUACUCGGUGUGGGGUUACGGUGGCGGUAAGUUGAAAGUGCUUUUAACCAUUGCUUAUAAUGUUAGCUAUGAUUUUUAAAGACUAUUUAUGAUGUUAACCAUGAUUAAUGUAUCCCGGUUUAGUUGAGAGACACGAUUUGGCAAGUGAUCCGGAUAAGAAUGUCAUUGUGGAAUCAUAUGAGAUUGAGUUUGACUUGCGCCUGAUUAAUUCGUAUGCUGCAAAUUGUAAGGUGUUCUUUAUAAUGUAAAACUCGUCAUUGUUUUAGCUAAUUCCAGAUUUCGAGGAGAUGUUAAAAUUCGAUUCCAAGUACUCAAUUCCUCCGAUCACGUCUCUCUACACGCAUGUAACUUGACGGUGUUGAGGUCUUCACUCUCUGAAUUUGAUAAUCCCUCCAAAGACAUUUCGAUUACUGUAACAUCGAAGGAUGAUGCUUUGGAUCUCAAGGGCCAGGAGACGUUCCAAGUGGGCAUCAAGUAUCUGUUGGUAUUUCAUUUUGAAGGUCAAAUCUACAAUGAUCCCAUUGGAUUGCAUCUUCAGAAGGAUCAGAGACAUCAAACAAAACUUUUGCAGUCUCAGUUUAGUCCAAAGAACGCUCGAAGAGCUUUUCCCAAUUUUGAUGAUCCAUUUCACAGAGCUCAUUUCGAUCUUCGAUUGAUUAUCCCGAGGGGGAUUGAGGCUGUUAGUGGAAGUAAAGUAAAGCAUGUCAUUCCACAGUAAGUUUGUAAAGUAAAACAAGCUUUAUGCGUAUUUAGAGGGCAAUUUGAGACGGUGGUUUUUGAAAGGUCGGAUAAGAUCCCUUCUUUUCUUCUGGGAUUUGCUGUUGGGAAUUUUCAUAAGCUCUCAAGAACCAGCCAAAACGGAGUCAAUGUAAGUCGAAUAAAUUGUUUUUGGCAUUGUUAAUCGGCACUUGGUAUUAAUAAUACCGAAUAAUUUGUUUUUCAGAUAACUCUCCUCACCCCUCACGGUUACCCAUCUCCAUCCUCGUUCCAUCUCGACGCUGCUGUUCAAUGUCUAGAUCAUCUUGAGGGCUUACUGGGAAGAUCUUUCCCGGUCUCUGAACUAAAACUUCUGGCCACUUUAAAUCAAGGAUUCAGCUCAGAAUCUCAUGGUCUCAUCUUUUUAUCCUCAACAACAGCCUUUCUUUCUCCAACAUCUGAUACAAGGAAGUUGUUCCAGACGGUUCAGAACAUUUGCCACGAGAUUUCUCAUCAUUAUUUCGGAGAUUUUGUAGGAUUUGAGGAUUGGACAGGUUUAUUUUUGAGUGAGGGAUUGGCGUCGUAUUAUGGGAACAGAGCGUUGGAAUGGAAUACAACACUAAAGGUAAGUGUAGUGGUAGUUUCAUACGGGUUUUUCCUGAUUUAUGUCUUUACCCGACAUUUUAGACCUAUCAAAACACACAAAUCAUCGGCAAAAAUCUGAAGGCUCUAAACGCAAUGAAAUGGGCGCAACAUCCAGUCAUCAGCGACAAAGGGCACUAUGACGGUAUGCUUACGUCAAUAGUCAUAAUCUUUUCCAGCUAUCACUUAUCUUGUUGGGGAAGCGAUGGUCCGAAUGUUCCACUCAGUUCUCGGGGAUGACAUCUUUUCUGAUGCCAUUGGAUAUUAUUUGGAAGAUCGUGGGAAGGGGACGACUAAUUACAAGGGAUUUGUAGCUGCGAUGAAAAAAGUUUGACUUACUUAUAUUUUUGAAAAGUUGAAUGUUUUGUUACCGUUUAACACGUUGCCUGCGUUAUUCCAGGCCUUACGAGGACAAACAAUUUGCGAUGGCCAAAUAAGUUUUGAAGAAUUUGUCGAUGACUUCCUCACUCAAACUGACCAUCCCGUCGUCUACAUUGACCUUGUGGAAGAUGUUUAUACGUUCAAUGUAAGCGCCACGUCUUCAAACAACAAGUGGAUAUUGCCCUUGCAUAUAUGGGAUUCGGAAAGCGAAAGAACUGAACUUAUUUGGAUAAAAAAAGGUAUUAUAUUUCAAAUGACAAAGUCCAGUUCAUACUUUAGGUACAUACGUAUAUCGGAGGUGAUUUAUAAAUCAAACUUAACUUUGAACUAAAUUUUAGCGUAUCUUGCCCAAAUUAAGCAUAAAAUUUUACUAAAAACCCGAAUUCAGUGUAAGCCAUGGAUAAGAUCAGCCGGAGUUUAGUCCAAAGUUCAGGGAGGACUAAACUUGCCGCUCUUGGCAGGAUUGAAAAAAAGUUAUAAGUCACCUCCGCUAUAUGCUUCGUUAUUUCAGAUGGCACUCUCUGCAAACCAAACAAGGCAUUCAGCCUCCGCAACACUAGAUUACUUGUCUUUAAUCCCGAGUCCUCGGAUUUUGUGGCGAUCCAUUUGUCACCUUUGGUUAUAAAUGAGUAUCAUCGAAGAUUGGAAAGCUACUCUCUGAUCAGAUCCAUGGACAAUAUUGUGAUCAGUUCGUUUGCAACUCAACUUGGUUUGAAUGCUAAGUAAGGGGUUAUAAUAUUGUAUAAUAUAUUAUAUAAUUUUUCAUCAAUUCUGUUUUUAGAACCGAAAUAUAUGGAAGCUGUCUGUUGAGUAUUGUGGAUUCUUUGGACGUCUUCAAAGUCCCGUUAAGAGUUGUUGAAUUAGUUGUUGAAAGCAAAUUGAAUUUGGUAUGUGUUUUAUGGAACGUGGUCGAUUGGGGGAAAUGAAAUUUUUCGCUAGCCAGAUCCUUUAUUGGCUAGUCUAUCCUCACAAAAGAUGAAUUUGUAGUCGGUUUCAACUUUCCAUGGCUUUAUUGCUUAUCUCGGUAAAAGAAACGAAAUUUUGAUUUUUUAAAACGACGUCUAACAUGUGUUUUAAAGAUUGGGUGGUAAUCCAUUACAACUCACAUGUAACUAACAAGGGCUCGGCAAAACCUCGUCCCCUGGUUUUAUCUUGAAACAUAUACCAUUUGAAAGAGCGUAAAAAACUGGUCUAGGAUCACCUUGAAUUAGCUGCUAUUAUCCAUUUACGUGCUGGCUAGCGAGCAUUUUUUAAGAUUUUCAAGUUGGAUUUUGUAAUUCUUUGCUUCUGAGGGUCGAACAGGACCGAAUAAACACUUUUCAUAUAAAUAUUAGUUACCUAUGGGAUUGAACGCUUCAACCUACGUCAAAAAAUAUAAACAUUUUUUUGCGUUGGAGACAUUCAGGUCGAUGUACUCAAUGAGCGAUUGCGCGAUGUUGUAGGUCCUGUAACCCAAGAGAAACUAAGAUGUUUCAAACAUGUAAGACGUUUUCACACUCAAUUUUUAUGUACUUUUUAUUUGCGGGAAUUCCUCGUAACAAGAUGAAAGCCUUUGAAAGUUUCAACCAUCCAGGAUGUCCCAUUGCAAGGUCAAAAACGCCAAAAUCAAAAAGAUCAAAAAAAGUUGCCGUUUUUGCUUUUAAAACGGAGGCGAGUAUACACAAAAGUCUAUUUGAAAAUUAAAGACAACUUUCUGGCCUUAUUCGUUCCAUAAUAGUUAAAAAAGUUUAAAAAAUCAAAAGGGGAUUCGAACCCGAUCCGCAGGUCCUCCUUGUGAAGCGCCUUACCCCACUAGGCCACCGAAGCACUGCUCCGCUGUGCUUUUGAAAUCGAUUGCGUUUCUUUUCUCAAAAGAAGGGUGAGACAAGCCUAGAACUAAAAAAUGCUCGCUAGCCAGCGUGUAAGUGAAUAAUAGCAGCUAAUUCGAGGUGAUCCUAUACCAGUUUUUUACGCUCUUUCAAAUGGUAUAUGUUUCAAGAAGAAACCAGGGGACGAGGUUUUGCCGAGCCCUUGUAAGGGCAUGUCAGGUGAAAAGAAACUAUGUAUAAAUAAGGUAUUUGUGGAGAUGAGAUAUCGGAAAGCGGUAACGUCGUAUCGCAUUCCCACUUGUUGUUUCCCCAAUCGUCCAGGUCCGGUAUAUUAUACUGUAGAUUUUUAAGAUGGGCCGGAAUGUUUGCAUAUGUUGAUAUUCCAGGAUUUUCAACCCUUCAUGGAACAGCUCUAUGGCUUUGUUGAUUGGACUGAAGCCGAUAAAUUUGAUGAGGAGACCGAGAUCCGCCGUCUCGUCCUUGAUUAUGCCAUCAGGUUUGAUCACAGGCCAGCUCUAAUCAAGUGUAACGACCUCUUCGAACAGGCCAAAGAGAACUGCCGAGACCCAGCCACCUUCAAAGAUUGUCAUCAUUUAGCUGCAUCUAUUCGAAUACCUGUGUAUUCAGCUGCUUUGAUAAUGGGACUUCAUUCCAGAGAUUACUUGGCUCGACAUUUACAUUCAUUAAAGAUGGAUACGGUAACAUCAGUCAAGGAAUGGGCCGAGAUUGAAGAAUUGGUCGGAAUUUUGGAUCAAUUCGAUCACUCGGUCAGCGAAAGCGAACACGAAAAGAAAUGUUAUCCCAUCGACGACAAGUCGGCUCUUCUGUCGAGGCCACACACUUUUUAA
This is a messenger RNA of Bursaphelenchus xylophilus (pine wood nematode), 4404 nucleotides long. The record is from the annotation of a GenBank genome assembly. Lineage: Eukaryota; Metazoa; Nematoda; Chromadorea; Rhabditida; Aphelenchoididae.